Molecule: messenger RNA, 639 nt
Organism: Malus domestica (apple)
Lineage: Eukaryota; Viridiplantae; Streptophyta; Magnoliopsida; Rosales; Rosaceae
Source: RefSeq, a predicted model, not a curated record
AUGCCUGAUGUUUUCGUCUAUGUAGGACCUGGUGCACCAGCAGUUUUCAACUGUGUUGUUGAAAUUGGCAAAGGCAGCAAGGUUAAGUAUGAGCUCGACAAGAAAAGUAGCCUUAUAGUAGUGGACAGAGUGCUUUAUUCAUCGGUUGUUUACCCACACAACUAUGGUUUCAUCCCACGAACAAUAUGUGAGGAUAGCGAUCCUAUGGAUGUCCUAGUACUGAUGCAGGAGCCCGUGAUACCUGGUUAUUUCCUUCGUGCUCGUGCUAUUGGAUUAAUGCCCAUGAUUGAUCAAGGUGAAAAGGAUGACAAGAUCAUUGCAGUAUGUGCGGAUGACCCUGGGUUCCGCCAUUACACUGACAUCAAGGAGAUUCCUCCACAUCGCCUUGCAGAAAUUCGUCGGUUCUUUGAGGACUGUAUCCUAUUACUUUACGCCAUGAUAGACAAAAAGAAUGAGAACAAGGAAGUUGCUGUUGAAGACUUUCUACCUGCUGAGGCUGCCAUUGAGGGAGGCCAUCAGAUACUCCAUGAACCUGUUCUUGGGUUUUUGCAGAUUGGUGAAGGUCCGAAGGAACUGGGCUCUUUUGCUUUGCUACUGUGCUGGAGUUUUAUUUGCCAACAGCAACAGGCUGUGGUUUAA